Molecule: messenger RNA, 5273 nt
Organism: Hypanus sabinus (Atlantic stingray)
Lineage: Eukaryota; Metazoa; Chordata; Chondrichthyes; Myliobatiformes; Dasyatidae
Product: lysozyme C-1-like
Exons: 4
Coding region: 1-489 (162 amino acids)
Molecular function (GO): lysozyme activity
Source: RefSeq, a predicted model, not a curated record
AUGAGGGUCUUGAUUCUCCUCGGUGCCUUGAUCACAGGAGCAGCCCCGUACAUCUUUGAAAAAUGUGAACUGGCUCACCUCCUGCGCAAGAGCGGACUGGAGGGAUAUCGUGGCUAUAGCUUGGCAAACUGGGUUUGCCUGGUCGAGCACGAGAGCAGCUACAACACCAGAGUGGUCGGACACAACCAGAGAGAUGGGAAGACCAUAUCCUCGGACUACGGGCUCUUCCAGAUCAGCAGCCAGGGCUGGUGCAAUGAUGGCCACACGCAGAGCAGGGGGCGCUCCAGGAAUUCAAAGAAUAAGUGUGGAAAGAUGUGCCUGACACUAUUUUGUAUUUCUUGUGCAGAUUUUAUCAACGAUAAUAUUGCCGAUGACAUUGAAUGUGUAAAGAAAGUGGUUCUGCCCCAAGGAAUGAACGUUUGGUAUGGGUGGAAGAAGAAAUGUCAGCGAAGGAACCUCACCAACUUUCUGAAGGACUGUAAAUUGUAAUAGCGGAUGAACCCCACACAUUGGAACCCCUCCAGCAAUCAACCCAUAACAUUUACUAACUGGCUUGGAUUUUAGUGAUGUGAGCUAAUGAGCAGCUUGUAGACUCAUAGCAUGGUGCAGCACAGAAACAGGCCUUUUGGCCUAUCUUGUACAUACCAUGAUGCCUAUUUACACUAACCCCAGUUGCCUUUUGAAUCUUUUCUAUCCACAUGCUGGUCCAAAUGUCUUUUAACCAUUUUAAUCGUGCCCCCCCUCCAAGCAGCUCAUUAUAGAUUCCCGUCAACCCUGUGUGAAAAGUCUGCCCCUCAGAUCUCAAUCAGUUUCACUCCCCCCACCUUAUACCUCUAGUUCCGGACUCUCCUGCUCUGGAUAAAGUCUAUCUAUCUUAGACCAUAAGACAUAGGAGCAGAAUUAGGCCAUCUGGCCCAUCGAUUCUGCUCCACCAUUCAAUCAUGACUGAUCCUUUUUUCCUAACUCCUCCUCAACCCCAGUUCCCGGCCUUCUCCCCAUAACCCUUCAUGCCAUGUCCAAUCGAGAACCUAUCGAUCACUGCCUUAAAUACACCCAAAGACCAGCUUUCAUGAAGCAACAAAUUCCACAAAUUCACCACCCUUUGGCUAAAGAAAUUUCUCUACAUCCUGGGAAACAUCCUUUCCACAUCUACUCUGUCUAGGCCUUUCAACGUUUGAAAGGUUUCAAUGAGAUCCCCCCUCAACCUUCUAAGUUCCUGUGAGCACAGACCCAGAGCCAUCAAUUGUUCCUCGUAUGACAACACUUUCAUUGCUGAAAUCGUCCUUGUGAGCCUCCUCUGGACCGUCUCCAAUGCCAGCACAUCUUUUCUAAGAUGAGGGGCCCAAAACUGUUCACAAUACUCAAGGUCAGGCCUCACCAGUGCCUUAUAAAGCCUCAGCAUCACAUCCCUGCUCUUGUAUUCUAGACCUCUUGAAAUGAAUGCCAACAUUGCAUUUGCCUUCCUCAGCACCGACUCAACCUGCAAGAUAACUUUCAGGGUGUUCUGCACAAGGAUCCCAAGUCCCUCUGCAUCUCAGAUUCCUGGAUUUUCUCCCUGUUUAGAACAUAGUUUGCAAAUUUAUUUCUAUUACCAAAGUGCAUUACCAAGCAUUUUCCAACAUUAUAUUUCAUUUGUCACUUUCUCCUGAUCUAUCUAAGUCCUGCAUCCUACCUAUUUCCUCAACACUACAUGCGCCUCCACCAAUCUUCGUAUCAUCUGCAAACUUGGCAAUAAAGCCACCUAUUCCAUCAUCUAAAUCAUUUAUAUACAGCAUAAAAGGAAGUGGUCCCAACACCGACCCCUGCAGAACACCACUAGUCACUGGUAGCCAAACAGAAAAGGGUCCUUUUAUUCCCACUCACUGCCUCCUGCCUAUCAGCCAAUGUUCUAACCAUGACUUUCCUGUAAUACCAUGGGUUCUUAAUUUGGUAAGCAGCCUCAUAUAUGGCACCUUGUCAAAGGCCUUUUGAAAGUCCAGAUAUACAACAUCAGCUGUAUCCCCUUUACCUAUCUUAGGUGUAAUCUCCUCAAAGAAUUCCAACAGGUUUAUCAGGCAAGACUCCCUCUUCAGGAAACCAAACUGACUUUGUCCUUUCUUGUCCUGUGUCUCCAAGUACUCUAUCACCUCAUCCUUAACAAUUGACUAACAUCUUCCCAACCACUGUGUCAUGGUCCGGUCCGUGAACUCUGCACUCUGGUUCACGGUGCAGUCCAUUGAUCCUUUGUCCAGGUUUUCCGGUUUUCCCCAGUUCUGUUGAUUCUCGUUUCAGGCUGGCAGAUAAAUACUCUGCAAACCAGAGACUGGGGCUGGACUGUUUUCUCUUUCUCUCGCUCCCUCUCCCCCUUUCUUCUGAAUCCCUGGCAGUUACUUCAGCACUAACCUUCAUCUGUAAUCUUCAUUUGUUAUCUUCGCUUGCGUCCUCGCCUGUAUCGCUGUCAAGGUCAACCGCCAGAGUGAGACCAGAGCCUUGCCAUGCCAAGAUAAGGAACUGUCUAUCGUUGAGUUUGCAACUGUCUCUUUGUGUCCCUGUGUUUAGCGUCUGUGUCAAAGAGUCCCAGCCCUACGUCCUGUUCCCAAGAAGGGGUCCCGGCUCUGCGUUCGGUGUUCCUGUGCUCAAGUCCAAGGCUCUGUGUUCCUGUGUUCCAACACCUGGUCCAGGUGCCAUGUUCCAGCCCUGCCCAGGUCUGAGCUUCCUGUCCUCUUCCAGUCUAUGUGCCUCGCCCAGCCCAGUGCUGGAGAUUCCUCGUCAGAUCCAAGCCACGUCCAAGAACCUCAUCCAGACCAAGCCAAGGCUUUGUAUUCCCAAUAUUAUCUUGUGUCUAUCUGUUCCUAGCCCCGAGCCGGAGUCAAGACCCAAGUUCUGGGUCCCUGUCCAGUCUCUGGCUCGGAGUCCUAGUCCAGGCUCCUUGUUCCAAGUUCCAUGACCAGGUCCAGUGUUCCUUGUCCUGUUCUUAGUACUUCGGUGUCUGUGUCUUGCAUUCGCGUCCUCUACCAUCACCCCCUUAUGACACACUGAGGUCAGGCUAACUGGUCUAUAAUUUCCUUUCUGCUGCCUUCCUCCUUUCUUAAAGAGUGGAGUGAUAUUUGUAAUUUUCCAGACCUCUGGCACUGUGCCAGAGCCCAAUGAUUUUUGAAAGAUCAUUUCUAGUGCACUACAAUCUCUAACACCACUUCUUACAAAACCCUUGGGUGCAGUUCAUCUGGUCAGGUUGAUUUAUGUACCCUUAGGUCUUUCAGCUUUUUGAGCACUUUCUCUUUUGUAAUAGUAACUGCACCUAUUUCUCUUCCUUCACACACUACAACAUCAGGCAUACUGCUAGUGUCCUCCACAGUGAAGACUGAUGCAAAAUACUCAUUUUGUUCAUCAGCCAUCUCCUUGAGCCCCAUUAAUAUUUUUCCUGUCUCAUUUGCUAGCAGUUCUAUAUCCACUCUCAUUUAUCUUUUAUUUUAACAUACUUGAAAGAACUUUGAUAUUAUUUGCUAGCUUGCUUUCAUAUUUAAUCUUUUCCCUUUCAAUGAUUUUUUUAGUUGCUCUCUGUAGGUUUUUAAAAGUUUCUGAAUCCUCUAUCUUCCCACUAAUUUUUGCUUUUUUGUAUGCCCUUUCUUUUGCUUUUACAAUAGCCUUGACUUCCCUUGCCAGACAUGGUUGUACUAUCUUUAUUCAGAUUCUGAUUCAGGUUCUGGAGGGGAAUAAACAGUCGACAUUUCAGGCCAAGACUCUUCAACAGGACUAGAUCUAUGCCCCAUUGCAUCCUUAGACAAUCUUCUUCACUGUCUACAUCUCCACCAAUCUAUGUUGCCAUCUGCAAACUUUCUAAUCAGAUCCCCUGCUGUGGUGGAUAAUAAUUACAUGGGACUUCGACAAGGAUCAUGAUGUUUUUCCACCCUUUUAACCUACUCUAAAAACAAUCUAGCCUUUCCUUCUCACAUUCGCCUCCAUUUUUCUAUCAUCGUGCUUUAAAUGUCCCUAAUGUAUCUUCCUCUACCACCACCCCAGCACAGUGUUCUACACUACUCUCUGUGAAAAACCCACCUCUAACAUCACCUCCAAAACCUUCCUUCAGUCACCUUCAAACUAUGCUCCCUUGAAUUCGCCACUUCUGCUCUGAGGAGAAGUUUUUCCGGCUGUCCACUCUAUCUUUGCCUCUUGGCUUGUACACCUCUCUGCAAAGAUAGAGAUUAGAUUAGUGUUAUUUGUCACACAUACCUCAAAACAUUGAAAAAUACAGUGAAGAGAAAACAAUUGCAUCAAGGACUAACACCGUCUGAGCACGUGCUGGGGGCAGCCCGCAAACGGCAGCAACAUGGCACGCACUAGACUCACUAAGCCUAACUCAUACGUCUUUGGAAACUGGAGCACCCAGAGGAAACCCAUGGGGAGAACAUACAAAUUACUAACAGACAACGACAGGAAUCAAACUCUGAUCGGUGAUCGCUGGCUCUGCAUAGCGAUCGCACUAACCGCUCGGCUACUAUGCUGUCCACUAUAUCAUCUGCUGAUCAACAACUGUAACCGUGGUCUUGGGGAAAGCACUCUGCUUCUGUUGUGAUCUUCAUGGUAAAUUCAAUAAACUCUCCUCACUAACCAUUCGACGUGUGAGCUCACUUGUGGCAAUUAGUAUUCAGCUGCAAACUACAAGGUAACUAGCAGCUGAACACUUUUAGAGUCAGAAUCAGAUUUAUUAUCACUGACAUACAGCAUGUCAUGAUAUCACCGGACAACAAAGAUUUUACUUCCUGAAUACUUCUGGGUGCAGAUCAUGAAAAUUAUCGUGAAAUUUCCCUAAGACUCAGAAGUUUAUGAAGCUGCCUGCAUUUGUUAUUUCCAUUCACUAUAACUGAUGCCAAGAUUAAGGAAGGCAUUUUUGUUGGUCCACAAAUCAAGCAGGUCCUCAACAACAGGUAAUUCAAAGUAUUUCCAGUGGGACCAGAGAAAAUCGCAUGGAAGACAUUCAAGGAUGUUAGUGAAAAUUUUCUUGUCAACUACAGAGCACCAAACUAUGUGCAGUUGGUUGACAACAUGCUUCAAGCACACGAAAGCAUGAAGUGCAACAAGUCAUGCAAGAUUCAUUCUGUGCAUUUCCAUUUAGACGUCUUUCCGGCUGAUCUUGGUGAUGAGCACGAUCUUCGGGACAACUGGAAUCCAUCAGUGCUGGCUGAUUAUUGUUGGACACUUAUGAGAAGCCUCAGACACUGAGUACAAAUGAAAAUCAUCAACAAGAAACUUUUAGCUUGGUUGAACUAUUGCAAAGCAUCAGCACCAUUAUGCAA